Sitodiplosis mosellana (orange wheat blossom midge) is the source of this 7315-nucleotide messenger RNA. RefSeq lists its product as uncharacterized. The transcript is spliced from 16 exons. The record is from RefSeq and is a predicted model, not a curated record. Gene Ontology annotation, cellular component: plasma membrane; adherens junction. Gene Ontology annotation, biological process: morphogenesis of an epithelial sheet; establishment or maintenance of epithelial cell apical/basal polarity; protein localization to plasma membrane. Lineage: Eukaryota; Metazoa; Arthropoda; Insecta; Diptera; Cecidomyiidae. Gene Ontology annotation, molecular function: protein binding. Bases 707 to 5059 code for a protein of 1450 amino acids.
UAUAAGUGUUUUCGGUCGCGUCGCGAGUGAGUUCAUUCUACUCAAAAAGUAAUCAUGACACCUUAUCGAAUUUUAUUGCGAAGCACCAACCAGCAAUACCACCCAACGUAAAACUAACUUUGUAUUGUUUAUUUAUUUGUUUUUUUUUUUUUUUUGUCAAAUUAAUUGCGACUAAAUUUGUUUCCACAAAAUUCGUGUUAUCGACUGUAUAUUGGUGGUGUUCAUCGACGAUUCUUCUAUCGCACCAAAGAAGUUUGGUGUGUCUCGAUUACUCAUCGUCGAAUGAAAUGAUGAUAAAGAAAUUGCAAAGUGUGAAUACGCGUGAAGAGUAUUUCCUUCGGUGCUUUGUAUCAAAAGGAAGUUCAAUAAGUGUUUCAUAAUAAAAUUGAUUUUUUUCGAUCGAAAGUGAAAAAACGGGAACAAGACUCUGUGAAAUAAUUAACGAAUACAUUCGGUUAAGUGGCACGUUUCGCAAUGGACAUUUCAAUUGAAUGUUUCAAACGAUGAAGUGGUUGAAGCAAGCCUCAUGAUUAAUAGGUGAAAAGUUGGUUUGCAGAGAGAAGCCAAAGCUGUGCGCGUGCAGUAACAACGUGGACACGUUAAACGGUAACGAAUCCGAAGUGAAAAUGAUCUGGUGAGAGUUUUGGGAAAACAACAUUUCCAUAACGCUAGAGUUAAAGAGAAAAAAAAAAUUUGCCAAGCGAAAAUGCAAUCACAGCAUUCGCAAGCACAGCAUCAAAGGGCGGCACUUGGACCACAGACAUCCACAUCGACGACCGCAUCGACGGGAACGGCAUCGGGGAAGCAAGUGGUCGAGCUAAAUGGAUAUGUAAUCAUUGUGGUCGAGAGUCGCGAUAAUAAAAUCAAAUUGUAUGGAAGUCCAGCCGAUAGAGACAACCUCGAAGUUGGCGAUGAAAUACUUGACGUUAAUGAGCGCAAAUUGGAAGAUUUGCCGCGCGCCGAAGUAAUACGCUACAUUCACGAGUGUAUCCAAUCAUGUGUGAUAAAGUUGCGUGUGAAAAGGCGCAGUGACUCAAAGCUUGCUGGUGAACUUGGUAAUGCUGUUCAAGAUGCAUUCGUCAUUGCUGUUGAACAACAAGCUCGUGAACGUUUGCAGCGUUUGUCAGCUCUCAAACGAAUCACGCCGGUUGACAUGUCACAGCUGUCAAUCAAGUUAAAUCAACAGAGUCAGUCGACCAAAGGUGCACAAGCGCAAGACUAUAGUUUUUUGAACGAAGCAUCACCAAUUUAUGUAACAUCGUUGACGGGAAAUCACGUAACUGGUACAACAACCUUAACGACAUCAAAUUUAUCAAGUAGCAAUUCACAACAGACGUCGACCACAUUUUCACCGCCGGUGAAUACAGUAUCGGGAUCUAUAGCGUCUGAUUCGAAUCAAUCGCGAACCAUUCAAUCAAUUGCACACGUGCAUCAGCCGCCCGCUUCCAUACACAACAAGCAACAGCAGCAAACACAAACGAAAGUGGUGAAUCAACAACCCCUAGCCGGCGGUUGGCUAAUCGGUGAAAGUGCCAAAGGAACAUUGAUCACAAACGAUCAGCAAGCAUUCCAAAAUAUUUUGAACAAUAACACAAGCACCAGCAGCAAUAAUAUUAGUGUGAGAAGUGCGGGUGGAACGGUCGUUUAUAGCGGUAAUUGCAUCAGUAGUACAAGUGAAACGGCAACAAAUACUGCCUUACAUGCAUCAUCAUUGUCAGGAGGUGGGACGGCAGCACUAGCAUCCGGUGAUAGUAUUAAGUAUGGAAAUACAUCGAAAACAGCAACUAGUAGCGAACUAUUAGCGAAUGGUCACGGUCCCCGAAGAGAGCAGCAGCUAUCAACACUAUCAGAAGGUGAUUUGGAGCCAACAGACGGCACGACUGCGUCUGACAUAAAUCGCAUAUCAUCUAAAGGAAAUUCUUCAUUACUAGUUCAAGCCGGCCGUAACGAAAUUUUGUUGGGCGAUCAAUUGUUGCGUCAGGAAAACAGGCCACGACGCCGAUCAGGCUCAAGUAUUGUGGUAUUAGGCGGAAGUGAUUCAAUUGAUGACUAUAUCAAAUCAGACAAUAUCGAACACUAUCGGAUUACCGACGGAACCUACAGAGAUUCACACGACUUAGAAAUGCUAACGAUGAUGCCAAUGAAUCAAGAAAAUGGUCCACAUCGUGAGAUGGCAGUUGAUGUCCCGGAUUCAUUUAUAGCACGGAAUAAGACACCACCGAGAUAUCCACCACCGCGACCACCGACACAGGUAAUUUAUACGCCAAAUGGUUCACAAAAACAGCCGUUGUUGUCCACAUCGUCGACAACAUCGUCGCUCAAAUCCGGCUCAUCGUCCAUUGGAAACGGCGGUGUAUCACUCGAUUUACAGCCACCGUCAUUCAAUUCCACACAUGUCAAUAACAAUCAUGCAAUCAUCAAUACGAAUCUCCAUCAAAAUAACAAUCAUCACAUGAAAAACUCAUCGUCGUUCGACAGUUGCAAUGAGUACAAUAAUAAGAAAUCGUCGAGCAAGUGUCCGUCAUCGUUGGGCUCGGUAUGUGAGUCGAUCGGUUUUGAUUCGAUGAGCUAUCGCACAAAAUCGCGCGGUUCGCUCAGCACACGCAGCUCAUCGUCCGGUGGUGAAUUGGGGCCGCCCGAAUACGAUUUGGGGCCACAUCGCGAGAUGGCAGUCGAUGUCCCAGACAAUUUUGUUGGCCAAACAAAAAUGCCGCCACGCUAUCCAAAAAAUACGUCGAAUCCGUUGCAAAAAUCGAAAGAAUCGCUCACAUCCACAAAUUCAACGUCGACCACAACUGAAAAAGACGCAAUCAUUACAUCCACAACAAAUUCACAGACAAUCAAUAACAUUACAACACCACAAACGCCAAACCGAAACAGCGAGCUUAAUGGAUCAAUUCGACCGGUACCACCGCCGCGUGAUCAUUUACGCAUGGAAAAGGAUGGUAGAAUGGUAAACCGAGCGCCCGCACCACAAGUCCCAGAUCGAAAUCCAGUUCUGCAAACGAAUCAAAUUGCUCAAAUUGUUGAUGCAACGCCCGAACAAUUGGAUAGCAUUAAAAAAUAUCAGGAGCAAUUACGGCGGCGACGCGAGGAAGAGGAGCGCAUCGCACAACAGAAUGAAUUUUUGCGUGCCAGCUUACGCGGUUCACGUAAGCUACAAGCACUUCAGGAUAAUCAUCCGUUGGCUAGCGAACAGCGACCACCCGCCGGUGUUGACAACGAUGCAUUCAUCGCCGAUGAAGAUGUUGAACGAAUUUUAGGCUACAAUGAACUGGUGGCAGCAUUGCAACAGCUUCAAGGCCAACUAAAUAAACAUGGUUUGGCUUCGUUGGCAGGACGUGUGACAAGUGUUCAAGGUUUAUUGUUAGGACCAGUCGUCGCACGAGCGCUUCACAUACGAAGCGCCGUUCUGCAACGCCGUCGGCCACGUACACAAAAUGCCAUUCGCGCGGAUGCCAAAGCAUUGGCGAAAGAAUGUGUCGAGCUGUUGGCUCAGUCUAGUUCACCAGAUGCCAUCGAAUUUUGCAAUUUACAAUCGACCUACGAAAUGGAAGGAUUGCUUGAAGCGCAUGAUUUAAUUGCCAACGAUACGGAUCGAAACACACCUGGCCCAUCCGUCUAUGUACCAACUGAUGGAUCCGACACCGUUUCCAAUCAAAAUAUCGCCAAUAACAACGUAUUGAAUCAACAGCUACAGCGAGACUUAACAUUAGGUGUUUUACACGACAAUCAAGACCAUAUUCGAAUCAUAAAAAUUGAGAAAUCAGCUGAACCACUUGGUGCUACCGUUCGAAAUGAAGGUGAAGCUGUUGUAAUAGGUCGUAUUGUACGGGGCGGAGUGGCCGAAAAAUCCGGAUUGCUUCAUGAAGGCGAUGAAAUACUGGAAGUGAAUGGCAUCGGAAUGCGAGGAAAGUCGGUUAACGAUGUCUAUGAUCUGUUAAGUGCCAUGACUGGAACAUUAGUUUUUCUGAUUGUUCCCGCAUGUCAGCCUCCGAUCGGUGGCUAUGGCCGUGAUCCACCGGUGCUUCAUGUUCGGGCACAUUUUGACUACGAUCCAGAGGACGAUUUGUAUAUACCGUGCCGCGAGUUGGGCAUUAGUUUUCAGAAAGGUGACGUUUUACAUGUUAUAUCGCGCGACGAUCCAAACUGGUGGCAGGCGUAUCGAGAAGGCGAAGAAGAUCAAACACUGGCCGGCUUAAUACCGAGCCAAUCGUUCCAACACCAACGUGAAUCCAUGAAGUUGGCUAUCGCUGGUGAAGCUGGCCUACUACGUAACCGGGGAAAAGACGGAGCGAAGGGAUCGACAUUGCUUUGCGCACGCAAAGGACGCAAGAAGAAGAAGAAGACUAGCAGCGAAGCUGGCUACCCAUUGUAUGCCACAACCACACCAGAUGAACCUGAUCCAGAAGAAAUACUCACAUAUGAAGAAGUAGCUUUAUACUAUCCGCGUGCAUCACAUAAGCGACCGAUUGUUUUAAUCGGCCCGCCAAAUAUUGGACGUCACGAACUAAGACAAAGACUGAUGGCCGAUUCAGAUCGAUUUGCAGCAGCUGUGCCACAUACAUCUCGAAUGCGUCGCGAUGGAGAAGUACUUGGCAAGGAUUAUCAUUUUAUAUCGCGUCAACAAUUCGAAGCCGAUAUUCUAGCUCGUAAGUUUGUAGAACAUGGAGAAUAUGAAAAAGCCUAUUACGGCACGUCCCUUGAAGCAAUACGUACUGUUGUGUCUAGUGGUAAGAUUUGUGUAUUGAAUUUACAUCCGCAAAGUUUGAAAUUGCUUCGAGCAAGCGAUUUGAAGCCAUACGUCGUACUAGUGGCACCGCCUAGUCUGGAAAAGUUGCGACAAAAGAAAGAACGCAAUCAUGAGCCAUAUAAGGAUGAAGAUUUGAAGGAGAUCAUUGCAACAGCACGUGAUAUGGAAGCUCGAUGGGGCCAUUUGUUCGAUAUGAUUAUAAUAAACAAUGACACUGAACGUGCAUAUCACCAGCUGUUAGCCGAAAUCAAUUCGUUGGAGCGCGAACCACAGUGGGUGCCAGCUGGGUGGGUGCAUAGCAAUUAAAUUCGGUCGCAAUAAAGGAAACGCAAUGCAUGAUCGAAGCAGAAUCCUUCAAGUUCACAAACAUUGUACAGCAUGACUAUAACAACAACAACAAAAUAACACAGAACUAAAAGCCAAUAUAUUUAUUUGAAUACGAAGAAUGAAUUGAGAUGGAUUUUAAAAUCGAAACAUUGGCACAACACACAAGGCCAUAACUCAUUAGAGCAAUAAUAUACGUAUUAGAGAGCGUUAACGUGAUCGUUUAUUUUUACGAAUGAUUGUCGUCGAAUUUGCAGCGCUCAUCAAUCUCUUUUGUCUUUUGUGCUAUUCAACACUUUAUAUAUGUACUUAUAAAGAGAAGAAAAACAAGAAAUUAUAUUUCGUUCGUUUGUUUAUAGGCAAUUAAAACAAGAAAAUAACUGAAUUAUUGUAAACACUCAAUUGAAUUGAAUGGUUCAAUUUAAAUUAUGAUUAUAUUUAAUAAGAAUCAAGAAGAAAAAACUAUGAUUUGUUCUGUUUUUUUUUUCUUCAAGUAACAAGAACUUAAAAUUUAGUCCGAACUGUGCAAAUAUAAGUGAGAAUCAAAAAAGAAAAGAAAAAUUAGAAUGAAAUUUAACAGAAGAAAAAAAAAACUAAUGUCAAAGAGAUAUGCAUGUUGAAUCGACCGGUAUCGACAAAAGCUCAAUCGUUUCAACUUUCGUUGAUGGUCUUUAGAAAAGUAUAUAUAUAUUAUGUAAUAAGUUCGAUGAUAAAAUGAAAACUAAGUAGAGAAGUGAAAUUGCAUGUUCUCAAUUUCUUUUGGCAAUCGAAGGAACACAAUGGCCGAGAACAUGCAUAUUUUGCAUGAAAGACAUUAAUUGAAAUCCAUAAAAUUAGCGGACAAAUGAACAAUAUGUAUAUAAUAAAUUAGCCCGAAAUGCACUGUUAAUAACCUCGAAACACACACACACACACACUCUAAUCAAUUGAUUGUGACUAAAUAAUUGAACUACUUAAAUUUUAUUCGGUAUUAUUUCGAAAAAAGUGUUCUUUCUUUUUAUUCGUUUCAAAUACAAUUUUACCGUGUUCGAUUUCGAUUUUCUAGUUUUUAUCUGACCCAAAUUUCGUUUCGAUUUCAAUGUCGUAUCAAUCGAGUGGAAUCCUUCUCUCUGUUGUCAUUUUCACACUGGAGACUAACUCACUGUUUCUCUGUAUUCAAAAUCCCAGAACAAAGUAUCCGUCACAGAUGUAAUCGUUGUACUGUUUUCGGAAUGAAUUUUUUUUUGUAAAAAUAUACAUUUUUUUUAAUCGUGAUUAUUUUGAAUAUAAGAAUCUAAAGUUAUUGAAAUUGGAUGGUGUGGCGGAUCGCCACUAGCUACUACAGCAUGUCUAACGAAUAAACAGCAAAUUUGCUUUGAUUCUUUCGUGGCGUUCCGAUGACAACAGCAUGAAUUUUCACACACUAGGAGAACCAGUAGACAAUUAGCAGAAUCGAAAUCAAGAGAUCAGAUGAACAGAUUUGAAGAAAAAAUAAACUAAAAACAACUGAAAUUAAAUGUGUUUAGGAACAAAUUAGUUUUUAACAAAAAAAAAUAUUUGAUGGGCACAUUUUUUUUUCUUCUCUGAUGCGAUCAAAAGCAGCGUUGUGCUUACUUAUUCUUAUGUGCAGAAUAUCCCGCAACAGUUCAGACAUGUACUAGAAACCCUUCUGUUAACAAAUCAGCUAAUUAAAUUGUGUAAUUAUUAUGAACAAAUUUGAAGGCAGAAACUCUAUUGAAUAAUGUUAGAAAUAUAUAAAUAGUAGUUAAAAUGAGACAUAACAACCCAAACUAUUAGAACCACAAUGACAGAAGUUGUAACUGAAAAUACAAAGAGCUCAAUAUCGUUGAAUCCGAACGGAAAUAGAAUCCAUUUAUUGAAUGUUGUUUGUAUAAAUUGAUUGAUUUAUUCUUUAUGCCACCACAUCCAACCCCUUCCUACCCUUUUAUUCCUUUUUUUUCACAUAUAAAAUUGUAGCAUUUAAUACAACAAAACGAUUGAGUUCGUCUAUAAAACAAACAAAUCAAAUGCGAUUAUUUGUAAUUUCAACAUUUUUUUUUUCUUUAUAUUAUUCGAACGAAGAAAAAAUUGGUUUUCUCUAAGAAAAUUCAUUUCAAAUUGUCCUCUUAAUUUUCUGCGUAUUUUAGGUUUAGAUUGUUGUUCGAAUCAAUUUCAUGGAAACAAACAGACAAAAAGUUAAAUAUAUUAUGAUUAAAUGCAUACUUAUUAAUAAAAAGAAAUGAUAUUUCUCAAAUUGAA